This is a messenger RNA of Lineus longissimus, 1218 nucleotides long. Its product is annotated as nucleoside diphosphate kinase homolog 5-like. The record is from RefSeq and is a predicted model, not a curated record. Gene Ontology annotation, biological process: cilium movement; GTP biosynthetic process; CTP biosynthetic process. The coding region runs from base 69 to 725 and encodes 218 amino acids. The transcript has 5 exons. Lineage: Eukaryota; Metazoa; Nemertea; Pilidiophora; Heteronemertea; Lineidae. Gene Ontology annotation, molecular function: nucleoside diphosphate kinase activity. Gene Ontology annotation, cellular component: cilium.
ACAAUACAUUCAUGACAUUUGCAAGUGGCCCUCACAAUUAUCCCCACCAAAAAGCAAACUGAGUAAAGAUGAUGGAAGAAUCUGGUGAUCAUAUUGGCAUGGUGGUACCACAAAUAUUUGUGGAACGUACCUUGGCGAUAAUAAAGCCAGAUGCGGUGCAUAGAGCAGAAGAAAUUGAAGACAUCAUUUUGAGAUCUGGCUUCACAAUUUUACAGAAAAGAAGAGUGCACUUGACACCAGAGCAAGCCAGCGAUUUUUACGCAGAACACUUUGGAAAAUUAUUUUUCCCCAGCUUGGUAGCAUACAUGAGUAGUGGUCCAAUCAUAGCAUUUGUUUUAUCAAAAGAAAAAGCCAUCACAUACUGGAGGGAGUUAAUUGGACCGACUAACACACUUAAAGCCAGACAGACACAUCCAGACUGUCUGCGAGCAAUCUAUGGUACAGAUGACCAGCGCAAUGCCCUCCAUGGAAGUGACAGUCUCAGCAGUGGAGAGAGAGAAAUUAGAUUCUUCUUCCCAGAUAGUGUGGUGGAACCAAUCCCAACUGGUCAGGCUGCAAGGGACUACCUAUCCAAGUCUGUCAACCCGACUCUACUCAAGGGUCUCACGGAACUCUGCAAACAAAAGCCGUCAGAACCAGUUACCUGGCUAGCUGAUUGGUUAUUGGAGAAUAACCCAAACAAACCAAGAGUUGGAGGACAACCUCGUGUGGAAGAGCCUUUGUAAACAGUUUUGGAUUGAAAAAGACUUUGCAUAUCAUGAAAAACUCAAAUAAAGUUACAUCCAUGCAGCAGCCACAUUCAGAAAUAACUAUUGCGGUUUUUGCUUGGAAUUUUUUCAAAAAAUAUAGAUUUAUUGUUUGGGUUUUGUAGCGACCAGUUUUGCUCGAAUCUCGCAGUCUGGUGGUUUGAAAGAGUCAAGAGCAGCAUCUUUCUUUCAUUGUUGAAUCUAGAUACUUUGAAUUGGUUGGUGUCUCUAACUGGUUAGAGGCGGUUGGCCUUGGAAUCAUUAUUAAUGCCCAUAUUUGGUAUUUGUUCUCAAAAUUCACUUCUAGCAAAAUAAUUCAGCAUGAGAGACCGGUUUCCCAGAGUGUGAAGGUCAUUCUGACAUGGUACUUGUAUAUUUCCUGUAAAUAGGUAUGAUAUUAUUAUUGAACAUAUUUAACCACAAUGUCAAUGUAUUUUGUCUUUGAUACAAAGAUACAAUAAAAUGUCGACUU